UGUCUUAUUGUUUUUGGCAGGCAGUCAGUCAACAAUGGAAAGAUUCACAACUACUUCCGUCUUUGUGAAGUGCGGCUUUUUCCAUAAUCGAUUAUGACCAUUGAUCUUCUUGGAAGCUGCUUCAACUUGUGUUCAAGUCCUUGUUGAAUGUCAAGAGCAUCUUCCAAAGACUCUAUUCCUGUCAGGUCUUUGGUUGGUUCAGAAGGCUUUGCCUCUUCUGCUCCUCCUCAUCUUGUUCAUCUCAAGCUCUGUUGCUUUUCAGUAACUAGAAGUCAAAAGGUCGUGUCUUUGUAUGCAAGCUUAAUCCUUUUUGUUCUUUUUCGGAUUUUGUCAAUCCUUUGAGGGUUUCAAGGGUGCUUUGUGGUUUCUGAGUUUGAUGGGGAUGAUGGCUUAUGAAGAUCCAAGUUAUAUAUAUGUGUGUAUUGGGAAGUUGAGGAUUUACUUCCUUAAGUUGGGUACCUAGCUGUACUCACAAAUUGUUCUUCUUUUUAUGUUCUUGGGAUUCUGCUUAAUGUUUGAGCAAGUGGGUAAUUUGUAGAACUGAGUUUCGGAUUUUGGAUGAAUUCUCAAACUGGGUCUUUGCAUCAGAAAUGAUAGGGUCUUCUUAUUAAGGUGGUUCUUGAUCUGUUUAUAGACGUAUUAAGCUCAAAUAGAACUGCAUACGUUUGGAGCCAUGGAUCAUUUGAAUGACCUUUCGUCAUCUUUGAGCUUUGCGUCUUCUUAUCUAUCGAAUGGAUCAAGUGGUAACUAUGUAUCUGCCUCGGCCAAUUCUCAAAGUACAGAGCAUUUGAGUCUGAGCAGACUCAGUGAUAACCUGGAGAGGCUGUUGCUUGAUGCUCAAUAUGACUAUGGUGAUGCGGACAUUGUUGUUGAAGGGGUCGCGGUUGGUGUCAAUCGGUGUAUAUUGGCUGCACGCAGUCAGUUUUUCCACGAGCUUUUUAAGAAGGGGAAUGAUGAUUCGAAGAAGGAAGGUAAACCGCAGUAUAUGAUGUCUGAAUUGGUUCCUUUCGGUGGAGUUGGCUAUGAAGCAUUCAAGGUAGUCUUGAACUACUUGUACACUGGAAAACUUAAGCCACCGCCUCCAGAAGUAUCAACUGUAUCAACAUGUGUUGAUGAUAAUUGUGCCCAUGAAGCAUGCGGCCCUGCUAUUAAUUACGCUGUGGAAUUAAUGUAUGCUGCUGCCACUUUCCAGAUGAAAGAACUUGUUCAUGUUGUGCAGCGCCGGCUUACUAACUUUGUCGAGAAAGCUCUUGUUGAAGACGUGAUUCCGAUUCUUGUAGCCUCUUUCCACUGCAAACAGAGUCAGCUGUUUUCACACUGCAUCCAGAGGGUAGCAAAGUCAGAUCUUGACAAUGUGGUUCUAGAAAAAGAGCUUCCUCAUGAAGUUUUUGAUAGUAUCAAAUCACUCCGUCUCGAAUCUCAGCAAAUGGAUGAAUCAAGUAUGCUGGAAAUGGAGCCGGGGGAGGAAAAGAGGCUUAAAAGCAUCGGGAGAAUUCACAAGGCAUUAGACUCUGAUGAUGUUGAACUGGUUACUCUUCUUCUAAAAGAGUCUGAUUCUAUUUCAUUAGAUGGUGCUUAUGCUCUCCACUAUGCUGUUGCAUACUGUGAUCCAAAAAUUGUUAAGGAGGUUCUUGGUCUACGUCUGGCGAAUACCAAUCUUCGAAAUGCCCGAGGACAUACUGUACUUCAUGUGGCUGCAAGGCGUAAGGAACCCGCAGUCCUAGUUCCUCUUCUGAACAGCGGAGCCUCUGCCUUAGAAACUACAUUAGAUGGUCAAACUGCUGUUGCAAUUUGCCGGAGGUUGACUAGACCAAAGGAUUAUAAUGAGAACACAAAGCAGGGAGAGGUGUCUAACAAAGACCGAAUAUGCAUAGAUCUUCUAGAGAGAGAGAUGCGAAGAAAUUCGAUGGCUGUGGACAUGUCAAACACAUCACAGGUGAUAGCUGAUGAUUUGAAUGUGAGGCUGGACUAUUUUGAAAAUAGAGUGGCAUUUGCACGGUUGUUGUUUCCUGCUGAAGCCAAGCUUGCUAUGGAAAUGGCGGAUCAUCCAACAUCAGGGUACACUGGCCUUUUAGCAUCAAAAGGCUCUAGUGGGAACUUACGAGAGGUCGAUUUGAAUGAAACACCCUCCGUACGAUCCAAAAGACUCCAAGAAAAAUUGCAUGCGCUAAUUAAAACAGUGCAAAUGGGACGACGCUUCUUCCCCCAUUGCUCAGAAGUUCUUGAUAAGUUUCUGGAUGAUGAGAUGGAUAUGGCUGAUUACUUCCUUGAGAAAGGAACUCCUGAAGAGCAGAAAAACAAGAAGAUGCGCUUCUUGGAGCUUAAAGAUGAUGUACAGAAAGCAUUUUGCAGGGAUGUGGCUGAAAAACGGGGGCCAGAGUUGACGGCCUCAUCAUCAUCCUCAUCUUCUCCGAAGGAGGGUGUUAAUCGUAAGGUUAGGAAAAGGUCAAGUUGAUUAUAUCGUAGGAUGCCAUAUGAUUUUUGAUGAGUUUUGUAGUUGUAUUUUGCUUUCAUAUAUUCUUAGAAAGCCUGCUUUGUGGCUUUCUCUGUAUCAUAGAAUGAGCUAGUUAAGUGAACAUGUAAUAUAUCACUUUUAAGUUGUUUGGCUUGUAAAUUGUUACAAGAGUUAACAAUUUUAGAGAUACACCAAAUGUCUGCUCUUCAAUUUUA
Rosa chinensis is the source of this 2670-nucleotide messenger RNA. RefSeq names its product BTB/POZ domain and ankyrin repeat-containing protein NPR1. Gene Ontology annotation, cellular component: nucleus. The record is from RefSeq and is a predicted model, not a curated record. Gene Ontology annotation, biological process: defense response to bacterium; systemic acquired resistance, salicylic acid mediated signaling pathway; defense response to fungus. The transcript is spliced from 4 exons. Lineage: Eukaryota; Viridiplantae; Streptophyta; Magnoliopsida; Rosales; Rosaceae. Gene Ontology annotation, molecular function: protein binding. The coding region runs from base 674 to 2455 and encodes 593 amino acids.